Musca vetustissima is the source of this 938-nucleotide messenger RNA. RefSeq names its product alpha-tocopherol transfer protein-like. The transcript has 3 exons. The coding region runs from base 1 to 933 and encodes 310 amino acids. Gene Ontology annotation, cellular component: membrane. The record is from RefSeq and is a predicted model, not a curated record. NCBI's taxonomy places the organism in Eukaryota, Metazoa, Arthropoda, Insecta, Diptera, Muscidae. Gene Ontology annotation, molecular function: phosphatidylinositol bisphosphate binding.
AUGAAAAAUUGCAUUUUAUCGUUAACUGAAGAAUUACAAAAAAUUGCCAAUGAAGAAUUGGGUGAGGUGCCAUCAAGAAUCCCCGAAGAUUUGGCAGCCCUGCGCUUGUGGUUACAACACCAGCCACAUUUAAAAUAUCGUGAUGAUGAUCAAUUCCUUUUACAAUUCUUGCGGGGCUGUAAAUAUAGUAUGGAGAAAGCCAAAACAAAAUUGGAUUUAUUUUAUUCACUGAAAUCGAAAUAUCCUGAAAUGUUAAAUCUCUGUAAUGUCGAUGAUCCAAAAUUUCGUGAAGUUUGUAAAUUGGGCACCUUUUUAACUUUACCCAAUCCGGUGAAUGGCAUUGGUCCCCGCAUUGUUGUGGGUCGCUAUUGCUAUCCCACAAAUAAAUAUGCCGUGGAGGACAUAUUUCAACCCGCCUGUGCUCUACAUGAAAUAUUAUUGGCCCAAGACCCUUUUGCCUGCAUUUGUGGCAUUAUUUAUAUUGUGGAUUUUAAAGAAGCCACUGCCAGUCAUUUUCUUCAAAUGACACCGAAUUUUUGCAUGAAACUUGUUUCAUUUCUAGAGAAGUCAAUGCCGUUGCGUAUUAAAUCGGUGUAUUAUAUUAACACAUCGGGGGCAGCUCAGCAGUUUUUUAAGAUUCUAUUUCCAUUCUUUUCUCAGAAGCUAAGGGAAAGGGUGCAUGUUAUGGGUGCUGAUUUAUCGGAAAUGAUAAAGGAUCUUACUGUUGAAUGUUUACCCAAAGAUUAUGGCGGAAAUUUGCCCAGUUUGGAGAAUUUAACUGUGGAGUUUAACAAGAAUUGGGACAGUUGUCGCGAGUUUUUCAAAGAAAAUGCCAACUGUGGUACCGAUGAAUCUCUACGUCCUGGCAAGCCUCUCGAUAUUGAUGGCCUGUUUGGUGUUGGUGGUUCUUUCAGGCAACUUAUUGUUGAUUAAAAUUA